This is a messenger RNA of Scomber japonicus (chub mackerel), 1626 nucleotides long. Its product is annotated as phytanoyl-CoA hydroxylase-interacting protein-like. The transcript has 7 exons. Gene Ontology annotation, cellular component: cytoplasm. Bases 279 to 1385 code for a protein of 368 amino acids. The record is from RefSeq and is a predicted model, not a curated record. NCBI's taxonomy places the organism in Eukaryota, Metazoa, Chordata, Actinopteri, Scombriformes, Scombridae. Gene Ontology annotation, molecular function: protein binding.
AAAAUACAGUUUUUAAUUGUUCAAACAGAAUUGGACGUGAAUCUUCUCUGAGUUUAGUUUUAUUUUAUUUUGUGUGUGCUGCUGUGUUUCUGUUGCAGCUGGUUUCAGUCUUCCUCCUCCUGGCUCCAGUGUUGACCUGCUGCUUACCUCUCGUCCUCCCGCUGGACUGCAGUGACAUCCAUAACAAUGACAACAGCCAACUCAGUGGAGUGUACACCAUCUAUCCCAUCGGAGCCACGUCUGCUGUCCAGUUUCUCUGUUUCUUUGUGGAUGUAAACAUGAUGGAGCUUCCUCACAGCAGUCCGAGCAGUCCGAGCUUGCAGCUGUGUGACAGGGAAGGCACAGAGUCUGCAGACAGUGGCAUCGGGGAUCUGGACGACCUGCCGGUUCCCCAGCAGAUCCGCAUCAGUAAUAUCACCUGUGAUUCAUUCAAGAUCAGCUGGGACAUGGACAGCAGAGGCAGAGACAGGAUCACACACUACUUCAUCGACCUAAACAAGAAGGAGAACAAGGAGUGCAACAAGUUCAAACAUAAGGACGUGCCGACUAAACUUGUGGCGAAGGCGGUUCCCUUGCCGAUGAUGGUGCGAGGCCAUUGGUUCCUGAGCCCUCGGACCGAGUACACUGUGUCCGUCCAAACAGCUGCCAAACAACCGGAUGGAGAAUACUCUGUUUCUCAGUGGAGUGAAAUCAUUGAGUUCUGCACCGCAGAUUAUUCCACAGUCCAUCUGAACCAACUGCUGCAGAAAGCCGAGGCGAUUGCCAGCAGGAUGCUGCCGUUCACUGUCUUCUAUCGUAACCAAGAGAAGGACUAUUUCCAGCAAGCCAGCCCCUCUUAUCGCUCCAGGGACGAUCAGUGCUGCCGCAUGCUGCCAGCGGUUAAAGACAACAGUGGCAGCCACGGGUCACCCAUCAGCGGCAAACUGGAGGGAAUCUUCUUCAGCUGCAACACUGAGUUCAACACAGGGAAACCUCCUCAGGACUCCCCAUACGGACCCUACCGCUUCCAGAUCCAAGCAGACGUCCUCUUUAACCGGAACACCAACAUCUACUUUGGGGAUUUUUACUGCAUGUAUACAUCGUAUCACUAUGUUAUUGUAGUCCUAGCUCCUGAUGGCUCCAAAGGAGAUGCCUUCUGUAAAGGAAGGUUACCAGCUCUGGACAGAUCCAACAACUGCUUCCUAACCUGCACUGAGGAAGACAGUGGCUUGCUGUCUUUCCAUCAUGCCCAGGACGUCAUACUGGAGGUGAUCUACACAGAGCCGGUGGAUCUGUCUUUGGGGACGGUAGCACAGAUCAGUGGGCACCAGCUCAUGAGCCUGUCCACCUUCAAUGCCAAGAAAGAUCCCAGCUGCAAAAUCUGCAACAUUAGUGUGGGACGUUAGUCAGAUCUUUGACUGAUAACCAGCUAACCUGCUUAUCACUGACUGGAAGGUAGCUAACAAGCUAAUAACUUAGGUCCCACUCUACAUGGAAUGACUGGCUAGCUAGAUGCUAGCAAUGCCUGACUAGCAAGCAAGCAAUACAUUUAUUUUUUUAACUUAACAUAUUCUAUUAUAUGUUAUUUUUAUAUAUUAUUUCACAGUGGUCAUCCACAAUUCAUUGAACUAUAACUUAGAAGUGAUC